Poecilia reticulata (guppy) is the source of this 3718-nucleotide messenger RNA. Lineage: Eukaryota; Metazoa; Chordata; Actinopteri; Cyprinodontiformes; Poeciliidae. The record is from RefSeq and is a predicted model, not a curated record.
AUCGGCGCUGCCCGGUGUUCACGGCUCGCCUACAUCACUCCUCCUCUGGUUGAAACUCCACGCACGCUGCGAAGUGAUUCUCAUCUUUUGGUGUAAGCGACACAGAAGCCCCCGGCCCACUAUGGCAGAUGAUGACUUCUCCACCGCAGAUGCUGGGGCCUCGGCUACAUUCCCCAUUCAGUGCUCUGCACUGAGGAAGAACGGCUUCGUUAUGCUGAAAGGACGUCCCUGUAAGAUAGUUGAGAUGUCUACCUCCAAGACCGGGAAGCAUGGGCAUGCCAAGGUGCAUCUUACCGGAAUCGACAUUUUUACUGCGAAGAAGUAUGAAGAUAUCUGCCCCUCCACACAUAACAUGGAUGUACCAAAUGUGAUAAGAAAGGACUAUCAGGUACUUGAUAUCAUAGACGGCUUCCUGACGCUGAUGGAAGACAACGGAGAGACCAGAGAGGAUCUCAGGCUGCCAGACGGAGACAUGGGCAAAGAAAUUGUGAAAAAACUAGAGAGUGGAGAUCAGUUUCUGGUGACUGUGUGGAGAGCUGUGGCUGAGGAGGCCGUGGUCGGCAUUAAGAACAUGACUCCCAUUUAGACCAUGGCGACAGCGGAGACCUGGUAUUCUUGUCUCCCUCUGUGGUUUUAAAGCUUCACCAAAGCUACUGGCCUUCACCACACAUCUCAACCGGCGUCCGACUUCGUUCCUCCGCUCUCCUGCUGUAAGCUGAAAUAGUGGAAACUGGACCCCGUCAGCUUCAGCUGCACUUCACACCAAUUGCUUUCAUAGCACCACUGCGUAGCACAUGCCAGGUACUAAUAGGAGGAGCCUUUGACCAUGCUCCACAAAAUCAUAUCAUUCCUACUCGGGCGCGUUAUUCGCACGCCAGCUAAAUAUCUUCAGUUUCAGUUAAAAAAUAAAAUAAAAAAUCUCAUCAGCUGUAUUGCAGCUCCUCUCAGACGAAAAUCUGUCUCUGUUUUCACUUUGCAUAAACUCCGCAUUAGUCCACUGACUUGGGUUCUACCUUUCCACACAGUUGACGCCCCCCCCCCGGCGCUCACGUUCACACGGCUCGCGCUUCAGCACCUGUGGGUUUUUAUGUAGAUCACAGAGUUUCUUUCUUCUUCUCCACUCGCACUGCAGAUCUGCAGGCAGGUUUUCUACUGCACGUAACCCAAGGUCCCAAGGUCAGUGGGUUUUCCAGCUGACAACUGUGCUGUCUCAGCAGCCCCAAACAGUGCUGGAGCAGACGGAGGUAGGCAGGGUGAGGCAGUUUUCUUCCUCUCUACGCUAUGAAACUUAAUGUUUUUGUUUGUUUGUUUUUUUAUCACUUGAGGCCUUCACAAGCUGGCAAACAUAUGGAAACAUAACAAAUUGCUGUUAAAAUUACACAGAAAUGUUAGCAAAUCUUUCCUAAAGCAAACUGCAUCAGCAGAAGAUGAGAUCGAAAUGUGUAGCAAAAAAAAAAGAGGAAAUGACGUUUUUAGACUUGCAUGAUGCAUCCAUAGUUAAGCGCAAGCGAAGGAAUAUAACGUCGCUGCUUGGCGACACUAUAUUCGUAGGAAACACUUUAGAGAGUUUGUGUGCAGAGUUUGCACUCUUACUAUAUGACUGCACAGAGACUCUCCUGGAUUUAUAUAAAAAUAAUGCUAGUUUUUUUUUCUUUUUUCUUUUUUUUUUUAAUUAUACCGUUAAGGGUGACAGUAGAUAAACGCAGGACAUUUGAGUCUCCUGCUGAACAGUGCUUUGGAGAUAUUUAAAGCUUUUUCACAUUACAACCUCAAGGUUUAGUAUGUUUUUGUUGUUGUUUUUUGGACAGAGUGAGUGGACUUUUGCGAGGUGCUGGAUCCGUUUGGGUGCAAGAGAACCUGCUUUUACCCCUACCUCCUGAUGGAAACCCCAAAAUAAAACUAUCUUCUAAUUGUAUUGAUGAUAUCUUGGAAGCAGUGUAGCCUAGGGGUUAGCUUUAGUUGUUGUUUACAGUGAUUUACUGAUGGAAGCAUGAAAACGUUUCGAAGGAGUUUGUCUCCAUCGCUCGCAUGUGUUCAGAAGAGACAGAUUGCUGCCAAGAGUGAGACGUGGGAAUGACGCGUUUACAUCCAGAGAACGUUCUCCUGCUGCACGAGAAGGAAUAAAAGCAAUACUUUGAGGUACUUUUAAAGUUUUCCACCAUUAACGCCGUUUUUAAAUCCUCUUUAAAAGUUUUGAGGUAACUGCUUUCUGUAGCAGAAUCCCUCCAUCCCUUAGAACGGGUGAGGAAAAUGUUUACAUGACGCUUAUUGACAUCAGCUCACUGCUCAAAAGUUGAUCAUAAAUAGAUUUAUUUAUUUUUUAAUUUGUGUAAAGAUGCAGAUUGUAAUGGGGCAUUUGAAGGUAUUCUGUUCAGUUUUUGUACAACAGCAGCCGGUCUGUUACUUUUGUCUGGGCUUCAGGCAUCCUAACAUAUUUGAUUUUUAGUCUAGUUUUUCUUUUUUUAUUCCACCAAAAUAGUUUGCUAUAUAUGUAUUUUUUUUUAUUUGGGAUCACUCUAGGUUAGUUUCUUUACUUGCAUAACAUUCUAUAAGGAAUCAGUUGUUUAAAAAGUGGCUUUUAGUUGGAAGCACCAGUUUGAUAUUUGUAAAUAAAUCAGAGAAGUUAUGUCUAUGAGCCCUCAUUCUAAACUUUGCAAGACGAAUAACUUGUACAGAUGUUAAUUAAGCACUGUCUAGCACUUUGCUGUGUCCGAUUUUAUUUUAUUUAUUUGUUCUUUGUGCGUACGUGUGCCUGUACAAAAAUAAAAGUUUUGCCUCUUUAAAAAUGUAUUACAAAUUCCUAACAUCGAAGUAACUUCUAUUCUCAUGUCUUCAACACAUUUGUGCUCAUCUGUGUAUAUGUAAGGAAGUAGAUUUUUGUUUGUUUCAUUGCUUUCAUUUAGUCUCUUUUACCAGACGGUUCCAUCAUUCAGCCGUAAAGACAAGCGUCUCGUUAAGCUGCCUCCAAGUAACUAAAAAGCCAAUCUGGACUUCCAGGAGUUAAGCUAACUUUGUGAAUCAUCUAGAACACUGCAUCAAAUGUUUGUCUUUUAGUUGAUAAAGCACAAAGGCGGCAUACAACAUCCUAUAAAAAAAUGUGACUAUUAUUUGUUUACGCAUUUUUUUAACAACCAAGACAGAAGACGCAGUUCCUACAGAAAAAAAACAAAAGCUCCUUCAGAUCAUUCAUUCAUUCUGAUUAACAGGUAUUGCUAUUCAAAUUUAAGGUCCCCAACAUGGAAUGGAAUGUUUUCUAUUUAAAGCACUCGGCGUGUCAGAAAAGCCUGCAUGAACAUCACGACAUGAACACGGCGGUGUUACACGUCUUGCGUGUGACUCGGGUGAAAGCUGCGAGUUGCAAACCAAGGCUUUUGGGUAAUCGCAGAGCGCGCUGUAAAAGGACACGAGUCCUGCAAUCCUGACUGAUUGAGUUGCAGAUUAUUUUGCUUUGGAUAGGGCUACUUCUAUUUGUCAAAGCAAACCUGGUUCAUAUGUGUGUUUUGAUCAUAACAUGCUGUAUCUGACAGUGGAGAAUAGGCAACCUGUGCUGGUGUGUUAUAAAUGUUUGCCGUUUCCAGUGGGGGAAAAUGGCCAUUUGCCUGCUUUGGAAAAUAAUAUUUGGAUACCUAUUUUCUCUAUUCUGACUAAUGUUUGGCUGCUGUCCUGAGAAUACUCUCUUUUUGUUGUUUUGCAAAAUAAAGUUCAUUCAGAUGUCCCA